Messenger RNA from Oncorhynchus keta (chum salmon), 7319 nucleotides. Its product is annotated as DNA (cytosine-5)-methyltransferase 3A-like. NCBI's taxonomy places the organism in Eukaryota, Metazoa, Chordata, Actinopteri, Salmoniformes, Salmonidae. The coding region runs from base 243 to 3383 and encodes 1046 amino acids. The record is from RefSeq and is a predicted model, not a curated record. Gene Ontology annotation, molecular function: methyltransferase activity. Gene Ontology annotation, biological process: negative regulation of DNA-templated transcription. Gene Ontology annotation, cellular component: cytoplasm; nucleus. The transcript is spliced from 24 exons.
GCCGAGCAUCUGGCGGAGUGCUGGCCGGCUGGUGUGGUGGAGGACGGGGAGAGAAGAAGAAGGAGGAUCCGGGAGCAAGCGACAACAAAAAAGGGUCUGGCCUGGGACUUGGCAAAACGGGAUCAUCGAAGGUUCAUUGAAGGAUCGUCAUUUUUUUUGUUCCUUUGAUUUUAUUUCUCAUAUUUUGAAGCUUCUUCUGUUUUCCAUUGAGAAUAUCAUCCGUACGAUUUGCACUCUUGGCGAUGCCGUCCAACACUGUUGCCACCAACAACACCACUGCAUUCCAAAGCUUAGACUACACCUGCGAUGCACCUGGGAACAGAAUGAGGGAGAGCACGAUACUGGACAAAGAGCUGGCACCAGAAGAGAAAUCCUCUAAAAGCAACACCAGCUGUAAAGAGGGCCGGCCUGCUGGGAGAAAACACAAGCAGAUCGCUGCGGAGGGCAGUGUGUCUGUGAAGGACAGUGUGCCCGGAGGCCUCAGUCUCACCGGGGUGGCAGCGGAAAUAGAGAGAGUGUCUGUGGCGCAGGUGCAGAAUGGAGUCAUGAGCAGCGGGCACAGAGACAGGACCCAGGCUGAUGCCAGCGGCGGGCACACAGACAGAGACAGGACCCAGGCUGAUGCCAGCAGCGGGCGCACAGACAGAGACAGGACCCAGGCUGAUGCCAGCAGCGGGCACACAGACAGAGACAGGACCCAGGCUGAUGCCAGCGGCGGGCACACAGACAGAGACAGGACCCAGGCUGAUGCCAGCAGCGGGCACACAGACAGAGACAGGACCCAGGCUGAUGCCAGCAGCUGCCCAAAGCAAGAGAGGAAAGGUCCAGAGAAGAACGGGUUACCAGAUGCCCCUGGUUCCCCCAGUGCCAGUCAGUCUGAAGACGGUCCCCUAGGACCACCCACCCUCCUGCAAAAGAGCCGGAGCCCCCGCUCUCUGGAGAACAGGUUUCUAGUGAGCCGGGAGCCGAGCCGGGAUCCGAGCUGGGACGAGCAGGAGGACUCUGAGAAAGACAAAGAGGAGACUCUGACAACUCCGCCACGCAAGAAACGAGGCAGGCGGAAACUGGAGCGCCCAACAAAAUAUGUGGAGCAGAAGGAGGAUGGAGGUGAUACAGCCAAGAAACAGGGAGUUGGAGGCCCUGGGACAGGCAGGCUGCGUGGCUCCGUCAGUCUGCGUCAGAGGCCCAUUCCCAGAGUAACCUUCCAGGCCGGGGACCCAUAUUACAUUAGCAAGAGGACCAGGGAGGAGUGGCUGGCCAAGUGGAAGAUGGAGGCAGAGAAAAAAGCCCAACUGGUGUCAGUGUUGAACUUAAUGGAGGACCAUGAGGAGAUGGAGCCUGAGCCUGAACAGAAAGAAGAGGUGUCAGUCAUCACACCCCACCAGCAACAACAACAACAACAGCAGCCCACGAACCCAGCGUCCCCGACUGUGGCCACCACACCUGAACCUGUCCCCUUGGCAGGAGGGGACAAGACAUCCCCCAAGAUUGCCGAUACUGAGCCGGAGUAUGAGGACGGGCGGGAUUUCGGCAUUGGGGAGCUGGUGUGGGGGAAGCUGAGGGGGUUUUCUUGGUGGCCUGGUCGUAUUGUCUCCUGGUGGAUAACCGGACGCAGCCGAGCUGCCGAGGGGACACGAUGGGUCAUGUGGUUCGGUGAUGGAAAAUUCUCAGUGGUGUGUGUAGAGAAACUGUUGCCUUUCAGUUCCUUCUCCAACGCCUUCCAUCAGCCCACCUUCAUCAAGCAGCCCAUGUAUAAGAAAGCCAUCUACGAGGUGCUACAGGUGGCUAGCACCCGUGCAGGCAAAGCCUUCCUUGCCUGUCCAGAGAGCACACCAAACCCACACAACACCCAGAUGAUAGAUUGGGCUAUGACAGGCUUCCAACCCACCGGGCCCAAGGGCCUAGAGCCACCAGAAGAGGAGCGUAACCCAUAUAAGGAGGUGUACCCUGACGUCUGGGUGGAGCCAGAGGCGGCGGCCUACACACCCCCUCCAGCCAAAAAGCCUCGCAAAAGCACAGCAGCCGAGAAACCCAAGGUCAAGGAGAUGAUUGAUGAGGGGACGAGAGAGAGACUCGUGUAUGAAGUGAGACAGAAGUGCAGAAGCAUAGAGGACAUCUGCAUCUCCUGUGGAAGUUUGAAUGUUUCCCGUGAACACCCUCUGUUUGCUGGAGGAAUGUGCCAGAGCUGUAAGAACUGCUUUCUAGAAUGUGCAUAUCAGUAUGAUGACGAUGGUUACCAGUCAUACUGCACCAUCUGCUGUGGAGGACGAGAGGUUCUCAUGUGUGGGAACAACAACUGCUGCAGGUGUUUCUGUGUGGAGUGUGUUGACCUACUUGUGGGGCCAGGUGCAGCACAGAUAGCUAUAAAAGAGGAUCCCUGGUGCUGCUACAUGUGUGAGAAGAGCCAGAAGGGCGUGUUCGGCCUGCUGGAGCGUCACACUGAUUGGCCCUGCCGUCUACAGCACUUCUUCGCUAACAAUCACGACCAAGAUUUUGAACAACCAAAGCUUUACCCUCCAGUCAUGGCAGAGAAGAGACAACCUAUUCGUGUCCUGUCACUGUUCGACGGCAUAGCAACAGGUCUGCUGGUGCUAAAGGAGCUGGGUAUCCAGGUGGAGCGCUAUGUGGCGUCGGAGGUGUGUGAGGACUCUAUCACGGUGGGCAUCGUCAGGCAUCAGGGACGCAUCAUGUACGUGGGCGACGUGAGGAACGUCACACGCAAACAUUUACACGAGUGGGGCCCCUUUGACUUAGUGAUUGGUGGAAGUCCGUGUAACGACCUCUCUAUUGUCAACCCAGCUAGGAAGGGUCUUUAUGAGGGCACUGGUCGGCUGUUCUUUGAGUUCUACCGCCUGCUGCACGAGGCUCGGCCCAAAGAGGGCGACAACCGGCCGUUCUUCUGGCUCUUUGAAAACGUGGUGGCGAUGGGCGUCAGUGACAAGAGGGACAUCUCUCGCUUUCUAGAGUGUAACCCGGUGAUGAUCGAUGCCAAGGAGGUGACUGCUGCCCACCGUGCUCGCUACUUCUGGGGCAACCUGCCUGGCAUGAACAGGCCCUUGACGGCCAUGUUCACGGACAGACUAGACCUUCAGGACUGUUUGGAGCACGGCAGAACAGCGAAGUUUGGCAAAGUGAGGACCAUCACCACUCGCUCUAAUUCCAUUAAGCAGGGUAAAGACCAGCACUUUCCCGUCUUCAUGAACGAGAAGGAGGACAUUCUUUGGUGCACUGAGAUGGAGAGGGUGUUUGGCUUCCCAGUCCAUUACACAGACGUGUCCAACAUGAGUCGGCUGGCCAGGCAAAGGCUUCUGGGAAGGUCGUGGAGUGUACCGGUCAUCCGACACUUGUUUGCACCACUCAAAGAAUAUUUUGCCUGCGUUUAACAAGACUUGGCUCAACAAGACCACCUGCGUUUAACAAGACUUGACUUAACUAGACCAUCACAAACAUAGAACUGAUGUUGUAACCAGAAACAUGAGCAUUGGUGAAAUUAUACUACUCCCUGGUACCUGGUAUCAUUUGCCAGGCAAGCAAAACAUCAUGAAAGUAAAUAUUUCAAAUUAUUUCUUGUAAUUUGAAAUGUACUUCUUAUUCUAUUUAAUAUGUAUAUGUAAUUUUACCUUUUAGCAGUGUUAUCCAGUAUUUUUUAAAUUGAUUUAUUUGUGCAAGCUAUACUUGAGACAAGGCUUUCUUCUCAAGGCACUGAGAAAGAAGAAACUAGGAUCUGUGUGGCUUUUAGAAUAAGGACUAGGAUUGGAUGAUUGGAAAAGAUCUGAAAGAGAGUUGAUGAUACUGUAUGUACAGUAUGUAUGUGAAAGAUAUUGGCUGUGUAGGCAUGAUUUUCUAUUGGCAAAUAUCUGAAGUGGGUAAAGCAAGCCAGCGAUAGUAUCGUCAUGUUGAGUUUAGAUUCCUCCAGCUACUGAGCCUCGCAGAGCUAAAGUGAAUAAGGGUGAUUGUCUUCAGUGUCAUAGAAAGCUGUGUCUUAAUGAAUCCAAAACAUCAGAUCACAUAUACCUCUUUGUUUAAAGUUUAUAUACACAGUUAACUGAAGGUAAAGGUACUACUGUAAAAUGGUUACAAUACCAUGGUGCUUCACGACGAUAGGAAGCAUCACAGGUCACGUGGCACAGGCACUACACUUUAAACAAGAUGGGACAUUUUUUUUUUCAGUGUAAUGUUUUCACUAUUUAAAGAAGUUCUGUGUUAUUUUAGUAAAUUUAAAUGAUUUCAAAGUGGCGAUUAAAGGUGUGGUGACAGUAGACUGCAGAACAAUAUGCCAUAUCCUCCUCUUUUCUGUUUUACAGCUUUUAUAAACAUCAAUUCUACUGGUGUUUUUUAAAUAAUUGUUCAAGCCUUGCUACGUGUAAACUCAGGCCCCCCCAUGCAUGCCUGUGUCUGACUCUGCACAAACACAACAUGAAGCUAGCCACAUGGGCGGUGAUGCAUUCUGUCCUUACAACAACAACAAAAUACCUUAAGAUCAAAGUCUGUGGUGAUGCUUCUUUUCUAAUGUCAUCACUGUACAACUGUUAGUGAGCACGGUGGUUGGACUGGAGGGAGGGCAGAUGGCCUGGGGUUUCCACAAUAAAGUAAAGACUCUCUCCUUCCCUUUUUCACCCCUGCAAACUACAUACUGUCAGGUGCAAAUCUUCUAACAAAAUGGUGCGGCUUCACAAUGUUCUUCUACCUUUUUAUAGCGAUUUUGUGCUGUUUUACCAACAUUGUAAAGCACUUUUUUAUAUGUAUACUUUUUUUUUCUUCAGUAUUUUAAAAUGUUUCUUCUUGGUUUUUCUUGUGAAAUGUUGUUUUUAUGAUGUGAACUGUUCUACAGCUGUGUAAUACAGUAUGUUUUCUAUACAGUAGGGCUGUGCCAAUAGAAGUGGAAGAAUGGACUCAUAGAAUUAUGUUAAAUCCAUAUAUCCAUGGAAACGAUUGAUUAUUGAUCCUACUCAAUGUACAGUAGAUUCAUAGAAAAUGAUUGAUGUGCUCCAUUUUCAUAUUGUCUUCUGUUGAAAGCCGUAAUUCAGUAUGCCAUUCUCUGGAUAAAAAAAAAAGACAUUGUAGAAUUUAAAACAGAGUUGAGGAACUAUGUUAUACCGUAUGUUUGUAACGUUACUUUUCCAAAUGAAUUUCAGAACGCAGAUGCAAUGUCCUCUGCACCUUCCUCUUGUAGACCUCAAAUAAUUAGAAAACGCGAGAGUGAUAGAGACAGAUUUUCAAACUGAUUACAGGACCUGCUCCAGGCAUAAGCGUUUUUUUUAUUUUUAGGAACUCAGUCGGGGUCUGAACUUACUAUUGAAAGUAAGAAUAGUACAAUACACCAGGUGCAAUUUAGACAUUUGGUUGGGCAUCAUUCUGCAGUUUUUCUUUUGUUUUGUCAGUCACUGACAGUCACUCAAUUGGCCAUGUCAGCUAAUCAUUUUUAGAUUGGUAGUUAGUCUAGCCUGCUAUCUAAACUUGAGUAGUCAUGGCCAAAUACUGACCGGCCAAGCAGGGCACGUGCCUAGGGCCCUGACUUCAAGGGGCCCCAUUUAUUUGGUUAGUUAUUCUCACUCUAAAUCUUGGCAAAAUGGAUAGAAGUGCAGGAAAUUAGCUAUAAAACUGAAAAAUAAAUGUUCUGCCCCAUGGCAAAAUGAGUAGAAUUGCAUGAAAUGUGUGAUGAAAUUGCAAAAAGAAUUCUCUGUCCAAUGGCAAAAUGUGUAGAAUUGCAGAAAACUUUAUUUAAAACUGCAACAUUUUCUCUACGCCCCAUGGCAAGACGUGUAGAAUUGCUGGGAAUUCAUUUUUAAAUUUGUGGACGAUUUAGAAAUUAGUUUUUCAGAACUCAAAACUGAAGAGUGAACGGUGACCAGAAAAAUACAGUAGCAGAGAUGAUGACUUACCAAUGUUGUAUCUAAAUAUUCUAAAUGACUUCAUUUCAUAAAUGUAGUUUCAUACAUGAUUAAGUUCUUAAGUGACCUUAUCGUAUCCUUUCCACCUUUUUAGUUGAACUUCGGACAUUGGGUUUGCAGGAAUCCUCAUGCGUUGUGUUGACAUUGAUGUUAAUUCCCUUUGCCUAUAGUAAAUGACCAUGCCCCUUGUACAGUUUGUACAUAGAGUUUUCCUGUCACUGUUUUUGAUUAGUUUUUAUCUUUUUGAAUUACCUAUGAGAUGUACAAAUAUAAUUCUUUGCUAAUAUAUAUCAUGGAAUUAGAAAAAAAAAGAUUAGGUGAAAAAGUAAAAAGAAAAUCAAGUAAAAAGAGUUUUUUUUUUAAAAUAUCAUAAUAAGCUAUGAAGCAUUAGAGGGUAGACUCCAAGUGUUGCCUUCUAGUACUGUUCAUUUGUUUGAUUUGUUUUUUGAUGUUUUGAGUGAGUCCUGAGUGAAUCCAGUUUAAAUGUGUCAAGUGAUCUUUAGCCUAAUAAUGACAGCUUUAAGAUGCAACGGUCUCUACUUCACUGCACAGCCCUACAUAAUGUUGGUUGUUUUUGCCUUUUGUUUCUUUUUAUAACAACUAUAAAGAGGGAUUGUAGGUGUUUCUGACGGUGCUAAACAUUUUAUCUAAUCAAGAAAAAAUAUAUUUGUUUUGGAAGAGAAAUAAAACUUGUCUUGACAAUGACUGUUUUUAACUUCCUUGUAGUAUGAUGGAAAAGCACCAUUAUUUCACUCUCAUAGGAUGCAUAUAUUAACAUUUGAACUUUUGACUUGAAAAAAAAUAUAAAUAAUAAUUAGUUUCCUAUAUUGUUUUAGACUAGAAAUUGCUGUAGUUGGUUGGUGCUUAUCUGUUGGAAAAACCAUUUACUCCAUAAUGGGAAAUAACAAAAAAAUAAAAGCAUUUCAGUAAUAACGUUUACUGUAGCAUAAUGUAUGUGUAAAACCUGGCAUUCGCUUUGCUUCUUAAUCCUACAUUCCGUGCCAUAAUAUUCUGUCCUCCAUGUCUUGUUUUCGAUGGUCAUUUUUUGUUAUUAUUGGCAAAUAUUAUACUGUGUCCCAAAUGGCACCCUAUUCCCUAUAUAGUGCACUACACUACAUUGGACACUAGUCAAAAGUAGUGCGCUAUAUAGGGAAUAGGGUGCCAUUUAGGAUUCUUUCCCAUGACAUUUCACUGUUCCAAUGCAUCAGACAGGUCAGUUUGUGUGACUUUUUUUUGUGUCAUAUUCAUUGUUUUAUGGCCUAUGUUCUUUGUCUUUAAGAUGAUCAGUGCAUACAGCAGAUGUAGCAGUCAUUCUCCACCCUUUACCCAUUACUUAUGUUUUAGUGCCCAGAAAUAAGAAAACGGCUCCUUAUGUAUUUGUGCUGGAGAACACUUGAAUAAAUGUAUUGUUUUUGUGCAAAAAUAUGA